AAAAUUAUUAUUUAAAUCUUACUUAUAAAGUUUUAAUAUUUUAUACUAGUAUUUUUAUUUUUUAUUUUUGGUAAAGAGUACGAAGAAAUUGGCAAACCCUCCUCUCGUCGCCAUUACUGCUAACACCUGUUGUUCAAAAUGGUUGAAACUCUGUUUGAAGAUAUAUUUACAGUCACUCAGAAAGAUCCUGAUGGAAAAAAAUUUGAUCGAGUGAAUCGCAUUGAAGCACGGAGUGAGCAGUUUGAUAUGUUCAUGCUACUGGAUGUAAACACUGAGAUAUAUCCUAUGCGCGUGAAGGAUAAAUUUAUGAUGGUUUUAGCUUCUACUUUGAACUUGGAUGGGACACCAGAUACUGGUUAUUUCAUUCAGGGUAACAAGAAAUCACUUGCUGACAAGUUCGAAUAUGUCAUGCAUGGGAAGCUAUAUAGGAUCUCAGAGGAAGGUUCCGGGAAGCACGUUAAAGCUGACAUUUUUGUUUCAUUUGGAGGACUGCUUAUGCAGCUGAGAGGAGAUCCAUCCAUUGCAGCUAAGUUUGAGCUUGAUCAGAAGAUUUUCCUUCUCAUAAGGAAGGUUUGAUGUGAAAAAAUUGUAUCAAACUCAAUUUGAACUUAAAAAGGCGACAGACUAUUUGUGAGCGCCUAAGCUAUUGGCACGUGAUAAAUCGCGUGGUGGUCUCAAGGAUACGAAAGAAUGUAAUUGUGAUAUAUAAUAACAGAGACCAUGGAACAAGAGCUCCAUAUAUGUUGGAGUGUAGAAACCUAGUGUGUGCAGUUAUGAUCUUUAUCCUGGUAAGCAUAAGAAGAAUCUUUCCCUUUUAUCAGAAGUUGAAAUCGCAGUGUGUGAAAGCUUAGAAUUUA
This is a messenger RNA of Solanum pennellii, 857 nucleotides long. RefSeq names its product DNA-directed RNA polymerases II and V subunit 8A-like. The coding region runs from base 139 to 576 and encodes 145 amino acids. The record is from RefSeq and is a predicted model, not a curated record. Gene Ontology annotation, cellular component: RNA polymerase II, core complex; RNA polymerase III complex; RNA polymerase I complex. The transcript has 5 exons. Gene Ontology annotation, biological process: DNA-templated transcription. Gene Ontology annotation, molecular function: DNA-directed RNA polymerase activity. Lineage: Eukaryota; Viridiplantae; Streptophyta; Magnoliopsida; Solanales; Solanaceae.